Molecule: messenger RNA, 729 nt
Organism: Sparassis crispa
Lineage: Eukaryota; Fungi; Basidiomycota; Agaricomycetes; Polyporales; Sparassidaceae
Product: Proteasome subunit beta type-1
Exons: 6
Coding region: 1-729 (242 amino acids)
Cellular component (GO): proteasome core complex
Molecular function (GO): threonine-type endopeptidase activity
Source: RefSeq, a predicted model, not a curated record
AUGGAAACGAUAGAUAUCAACCGUCUCAAGUCCGGCGAGGUCAACCUCGGCACCUCGAUCAUGGCAGUCCAGUUCAAAGACGGUGUCAUACUGGGCGCGGACAGUCGCACAACCACCGGAAGUUACAUCGCGAAUCGUGUUACGGACAAGCUAACACACGUCCACGACCGCGUCUACUGCUGUCGCUCAGGUUCGGCCGGGGACACGCAAGCCAUCGCAGACAUUGUGCACCACUGGCUGCAGCAGUACAAACAACAAAUAGGCCAACCCCCAGUGCACACUGCGGCGAGCCUCUUCCAGAAACUCUGCUAUGAGAAUAAGGACGCGCUCACGGCUGGCAUCAUCGUCGCCGGCUGGGAUAAGGAGGUAGGCCCGAGUGUGUAUAAUAUUCCUGUGGGAGGAGGGCUUUUCCGCCAGCCGUGGGCGAUUGGAGGUUCUGGUUCGACCUAUGUGUACGGAUACUGCGAUGCGACAUAUAAGGAGGAUUGGUCGAAAGAAGAGACGAUCGAGUUCGUGAAGAACACACUCUCGCUUGCGAUGUCAAGAGAUGGCUCUUCGGGAGGCGUGAUUCGCAUGGUCAUUAUUACGGAAGACGGCGUUGAGCGGCUGUUCGUGCCAGGCGACAAGCUGCCAAAGUGGUGGCAAGGCAAGGAGGUGUUGGGCCUGCCGCUGAAGACGAAGGACGUGUCGGCUCCUGCACCACAAGGUGUACCCAUGGCGGUGGAGUAG